Molecule: messenger RNA, 4284 nt
Organism: Tupaia belangeri chinensis (Chinese tree shrew)
Lineage: Eukaryota; Metazoa; Chordata; Mammalia; Scandentia; Tupaiidae
Gene: SWT1
Product: SWT1 RNA endoribonuclease homolog
Exons: 19
Coding region: 729-3434 (901 amino acids)
Cellular component (GO): nucleus
Source: RefSeq, a predicted model, not a curated record
CAGGGGCAGAGGCUAGGGACGGGGGUAGGGCCGGAACCUGGGCCGGGGCAGGGGCUGGGGCUGGAGUCGAGGCCGGCGUCGGAGCCGAGUCCGGGGCCAGGGGCGAAUCCGCGCGGAGCUGGGAUCCGAGCCGAGUCCGAGUCCGGGACCUGGACCUGGGCCACCUCCACCGCCUCCUCCUCCAGGGAUAGCAGUCCCUCCUCCGCCAUAUUCUCCAUAGUUACCGCCUCCGUGCCCGGCCCGCCCGGGGACCGGGAGGGGGCUCACAGCGGAGUCAGAAAAUUGAGGUGAAUGCCCACAGGCCAGGAUCCAAGGAAAGCAAAUGGGGAGGGCAGGAUGCGUGCAACGGACAAAAGAAGAACGAGUGACUAGAUCCUGUCAGCAGACAAACAGAAAGCCAAAAGCAGCGAUCCCAAGUCCCGUCCCCUGCCCUUUCCCCGCGGCGUCACGACAUCACAGACUGCGCAGGCGCACACUGAGCCGCCGUCCAAUGGGGUAAGAGUUCCGCCUCGGCGGCGCGUCUCCGUUCUUCAGCCCACCACCGACCGGAAGCAAGACUACAGGACCCAGGGUGCACUGCGCCGCCGGGGCGGAGCCGCCGCCCCACCCCUCGGAGGAAGUAAACACCGGUCUAAACAAACGCUCGUGGGUAGGCUGACGCGGAGCGCGGAACUACGUUUCCCAUCGGGCCUCCGGGGUCCCCCCCGCCGCCGGCGCUGCUUUUCAAAAUGUCCAAUAAGGAACCCUGUAGAAAAAAAGAGACGUCUCAGAGAAGAUGUACCACAUCAUCAUCCACCUCUGAUGAAGACAAGAAAGAGAAAAAAACCUCAGCAAGUUCUACUAGUUCAGCUUAUGCUGUAAGAUCAGCUUCAUCAGAGAAGAGAAAACUGAAACCAGAUCAUGCAGAUGUUCUGUACUGUAAUACAAAAAGAAAACAGGAACCAAAAAGAUUGAAUGACUCUUCAAGAAAGAGGCCAAAAAGCAGUUGUUUAUCCCAAGGACCAAUUAAGCUUCAGAAAGCAUCAUCAUCAUCAAAUGAUAAUCCAAUUAUUUCUCAGAGUCCUUCUUCAAAUGGAACUAAAAAACAUACAAGUAAAUGUGUAGAUUUUGAACUUAAAGAUACUAAAUUGACAAAUAUGAGAGGUAAACCUGAUCAUGGAAUCAAGAACCUUAGCAGCCCUCGUACUGUCAAAGAUAUGAAAUCUAAAGCUGAAGGCCUGGCAAGUGAAAAGAAAUGGCAUCACUUACUUGCUCAAAAGGAGAAGGUGAAAGACCUUCAGAAAGAAAGGAGCAGUAAGUUUAGAGAUAGUUCUGAGAAAUGUGUCUUGGAGAAUUGCCAGCAAAGCCAAUCUUCUCAGGAUUGUAGUCCCAACAAGAUAAUUAAGGAACCUUUUGAAUCUAGAAGGAAGAUCAGUUUCAAAAUCCCGACAAAAUCCCGUGAUGGCCUCCAGAAACCUGUAGAAGAGAAUGUCUUCAGUUCAGAUUCUAGCAAGUCAGUGACUGAACAGAAGAAUAAAUUUUUGGAAAGUUCCCAGGCUUUGUUAAACUUGACUAGGCACAGAAGCAAACGUUUAUUUUCAGAUUCCACAUAUAAGAAGAAUGUGCAUGAGUGGAAAAGAAAAUAUCAUCGUGAACAUCAGGAAAAUUAUGAUUCAAAUUCUAGUGAAAACCUAACUCAGAUUUUGGAAGCACCAUGUUCUUCAUUGUCACCGGAAAGUAUUCAAGAUACAGAUCAAGAGAUGCAGAUAGUAGAAGAACUUCAUGCUGCACGUGUAGGAAAAAGUGUGGAUUUAUCUGUGGUUUCCCUUCCCGGAGAGACAACGAGUAUGGACAUCGACUUGGUGGCAGAUGAUGUGCAUUCUUCCGCUGCAAAUACUGCUUCAGACAAAAAGCUUCUGAUUGUUAUUGACACAAAUGUUCUGAUGAAUCAUCUCAAAUUUGUUAGAAUUUUGAAGACAACAGAAAUACCAGGCUUUGACAGACUUGUGUUAAUAAUUCCUUGGGUGGUUGUUCAAGAACUAGAUCAUAUGAAGGCAGGAAAAUUACUAAAACAUGCCCAGCACAAAGCUAUACCUGCAGUUCAUUUCAUCAAUGACAGUCUCAAAAAUCAAGAUAGAAAUCUGUGGGGUCAAUCAAUACAACUUGCAUCUCAGAAACUUUAUGGAUUGAGUGAUGAGAACAAUGAUGAUCGAGUAUUAAAAUGCUGUCUUCAGUACCAGGAAUUAUUCCCUUGUUCUCUAGUUAUUCUGUGCACGGAUGAUAGAAAUUUAAGAAGCAAAGGCCUAAUAAGUGGUGUGAAGUCACUCAGUAAAGAAGAUUUGAGUGCAGAGUUAUUAAACUUGUCUCUUAACACAGAUGUGCCUAAUCAACUGUGUAUUUCUAAGCAGCAGUUGAAAGCAGAAGCAGCGCCCUUGGAAGAGAACUGUGAGAAAGAAUCUACAACGUCUGGACUGUCCAUUCUACUUGAAAGUGUCACAUCUCAGCUUGAAAAAGCUCUCGGAACAGCUUUAUCUUCAAUAUUAGAAACAGAAAUGAAAAUUGCUUUUGGAGACCUCUGGAUGGAGAUGCUGUACUUGAAACCACCAUGGACUCUAAUACAUUUAUUACAGUGUUUUAAAAAACAUUGGUUGGCUGUAUUUGGAUUAAUUGUGGAAAAGAGCUUGCUUUUGACUAUUGAGAGCCUGUACAAAAAUCUCUGUAAAGUUAAUAACACAGUGGAUUUUACAACAGUGAAAUUCCUGCUUCAGGAUUCUAAAAGUUUGUUACAUGCUUUCAGUACAAGGUCAGAUUAUGAUGGUAAUCUUCCACAGGCCUUUGCUCAAGUAAACAAACUGCUCCAAACAUUAGCAGAGGUCAAGACAAAACUUAAGCCCAGUUCUUCAGAAAACACGGUGAGUGAAAAGCAGGAAGAUACUACUUUGAUGAAAUCUCAUAAUGAAGACAUCCCUGUUUUCUCGAAUUCUCAUCUUCCUCAACCCAGUAGGCAUCAAGAAAUCUGGUCCGUCCUAGAAAAUCUUUGGUUUACAAUAUAUCAGAACAGCAUGGAUGUGUUUCAGAGAUUGAGUCCAGAUUCAACUCCAUCUACUUCAAAAAUAGCAUCAUUUGAAGAAGCAUUUAUACAUCUUCAAAAGCUAAUGGCAGCGGUGAAGGAUAUUCUUGAAGGAAUUCAGAGGAUUUUGGCCCCCAACAGUAAUUAUCAAGAUGUUGAGACUCUCUUUAACUUCCUUAUCAAAUAUGAGGUAAAUAAAAAUGUUGAAUUUACUGCCCAAGAACUUUAUGAUUGUGUUUCUCAGACUGAGUAUCGGGAAAAGUUAACUAUUGGAUGCCACCAGCUGGUUGAGAUGGGAUAUACCAUGCAGCAGUGCAAUGCAUCUGUCUAUAUGGAGGCCAGAAAGAGGGGCUGGUGUGAAGACACACUCAACCACAGGACCUAAGCGUUGAUUUGUAACUUAAAAGGAAUUAAUACAUUUGUCUUAAAAAAAUAACAGUAGCAUUCAACCUGGUCACUUUUCUGAGUCAAACCGAAGAGAAUGAUAAGAAAGUUUAUAGGUACAAAAAAGUGAUUGCCUAUUACUAGCUCCUUGAAGCGCUAAAACAAUCUAACACAUCCAUUGUGGGAUAAACUGCGGACUCAAAUUUUGUGGAACUGACAGUACCUCCUUACCUCUACUCCUGAUCCGAGCCACAAUCUCCAAGGAAGGAAGAGCCAUCUCUAGCCAUCCUCAGGCAGAAGCUUCUGUGGCAUCAGAAGCAGGCUCAGGGCCCAGCAGUAGCAUCUCCAACCCUCAGUAUGGGCAUGUGACCAGAUCAUGCCAAAGCCUAAAGACUAGUACGUGACCAUGCUCUCCACAUUCCGUCAGUGAACUUUUACCCUGGGCUGAUUCUGUGAUCAAGCUAUCAUCCAUGUGGACCUGGUGAAAUUAAUACCUGUGUACCCCCAACUCCCUCAAGGUAAUGAAAGCCAAAAUCUGACUGUAGUGUGCCUACUUCCUGUCUAGCCUGUUUUCUGAGCUCGUACCUUUUCAGUGUAUGUCUAAUGGGGCAGAGCAUGGUGAGCCCUGUGUGGAGUUCCCUCUUAAUGUGAAGCAGCAUGAAUUUAUAAAAUGACAUGAAUGCGAUUGAUGUCUGCCCCCUGAAACCUUAUUUAAGUAUACAGUAAGUUGGAAAUCCUUGUUUAUUAGACUGUAUUAUGCUCCUGUUAAUACAUUAGAUUAAAUCAAAUUUGGUAUUCUAUUCUAAGCAGUACUUUAUUUUUCAAAAGCAAUAAAUUUAUUUUUAGUAAGA